AUGUCGCGCCAAGAGAUAAAAUUCCUUAAAACUCACAAAAGAGUUCAUUCAUCUCAUGAUAUAUUCACUCUAUUCUCACCCGAAAUCAUUGUUCAUAUUCUUGGUCAAUUAACGCCCAGUAAUAUUUUUGCUGUCGCAUUGGUUAACAAGCAUUUAUGUGAAUAUACGCGAGACAAUUAUCUAUGGCAUCUUGUGUGUUUGCAUCAAUUUGGCGAUAGUUUUGUCAAGGAGAUUAUUACAAAUUUGAAAAAUAGUUCUAACCAAAUUCAAUGUAAUUGGAAGCAAAUUUGUAUUGAGCAAUACCGAAAACCCGCUUUCCUUGCUGACAAAUGCGAAAUUACUUCUUUUUGCUACGAAGAAUCCGGGAUUGUUAAUACCCAUACAAGAGACGCAUACAUUGUGAAUUAUGAAAAAAGUAAAUGUGGAAAAACUGUCCUAAUCCCUUCACAAGACGAGCGGCUUCAUUUUUUAAAUUUAUCAACCGUACUCAAAAAUGUUCCCGCUGGGACGUAUCGUGUUAUCUGGAGGAUGUGUGUGCAUCAUUUAUCAGUGUUAAAAGGGACUAGAUUCAUAACAAGAAAACCUAAAUUUGUGCCCAAGAAAUACGUUUACCAACCAAAAUACUACGAUUACUCGGAAAACACGUUAGAAAAAAAAUUCGUCGAUUACCAAUUACCAUUUCAACUCGAAAUACCAUCAUUUAAUAACAAAACUCAAAAUUGUAAUGUCUACGUAGCGUUCGAAUGUACAGCAGGUAUGCCAUUGUUUGCCGGAAAACUG
This is a messenger RNA of Ambispora leptoticha, 780 nucleotides long. NCBI's taxonomy places the organism in Eukaryota, Fungi, Glomeromycota, Glomeromycetes, Archaeosporales, Ambisporaceae. The record is from the annotation of a GenBank genome assembly.